ACUACAAGUUCCAGAUUUAUCAUUGCGGAAGUAGUGCAACAAAACACUGCUUGGUUGCAGCAGCACCGUGGUGAAGAUGUCUCAUGUUGUGAAGAAAAGAAAAUUAGACAAAACCCGCCAGGACAGACUUUACUUUGACAGCUAUUCCGAUGUGACUAUCCACGAGGAAAUGAUAGCGGACCAAGUCCGAACCAACACGUACCGGACGGCAAUCCUGAGAAACACUGAGUCCAUUCGGGGGAAGGUCGUACUGGACGUCGGUGCAGGAACCGGCGUUUUGAGCGUCUUCUGUGCACAGGCCGGAGCCAAGAAGGUGUACGCUGUGGAGGCCUGCUCCAUCGCCGAGCAGGCUGUGAGGAUAGUCCGACAGAACAACCUCCAGGACCGAAUAGAAGUGAUCCGGGGCACGGUGGAGUCCGUGGACCUACCAGAGCAGGUGGAGGUGAUAGUGAGCGAAUGGAUGGGUUACGCUCUCCUGCAUGAGUCCAUGCUCAACUCGGUCCUGUAUGCACGCGACAAGUGGCUGAAGCCGGGCGGCCUCAUCCUGCCGAGCAAAGCCGAGCUCUACAUCGCACCGGUCAGCGACCCAGUGGUGGAGGACCGCCUACACUUCUGGUACACCGUCAAAGACCAGUACGGCGUAGACAUGUCGUGCAUGUCCGACUUCGCCCGGAGUUGUAUCAUGAACUCCGACAUCACCGUGAACUCGGUGUCGGUCGAGGACGUGCUCUCGCACCCUGCCCGCUUCGCUGAGCUCGACCUGUAUUCGGUGACCACGGAGGAGCUGCGUUCGGUGAAAGGUCAGUUCAGGUGCGAGUCGUUCGGCUCGGCGGCGGUGAAUGCUUUAUGUGUUUACUUCACGGUGACUUUCAACUGCCCGGACAAGCCGCAUGUGCUCGUGCUCUCGACGUCCCCGUUCAAACCGGAGACGCACUGGAAGCAGGCGGUGCUGUACAUGGACGCUCCGGUGGAUGUGGUGCAGGACACCGUGGUUACCGGAGAGGUCAGCAUGUAUCCCUCGGAGGAAAGCGCCAGACAUAUAUGUAUCCAUGUGGACUACACCAUAGGAGAGCAGAAAAGACAAUCCAAGACUUUCACCAUUCCCGACUGGAGCUGCGAGGCUCAGCCGUAACAUGUCACUCACAUUCAAACAUGAACGGUUUCGACUCCUCUCUCCAAAGUCACAUUUAGUGCGUGUGAGAAGACACACAAACACACAAUGGCUUCUACAAACGUUACGAAUGUGAAUUGCAGUACAUGUUCUCAGUUUGGAGAUGACAAUGUUGUGACAACCACACCUAGAGAUGUUCCAAUACCAUUUUUCCCUCUCCAUACCUGAACUCAGCUGUAUCAGUUGAUACCAAUCCAUAGCUUUAAAAACAGCCGUGUACUACGUAUGAGUAGGCGAUGUGGCUCAGGUUAAACCUUUUGUAAAACAUGAACAGAUGAAUGGCAUGGAAUCUUUCUUUUAUUAUCAAAUCUGACUGUCAGUCACGCAAAAAAAAAAAAUACAUCUAGGAAUAAAUAACUCUUCCUACACUAGUUGUCCUACCACUGUCGCCACCCCUCUGAAUUAAAGCCUUGUAUACUGAAAACACUGCCCCCUCUCCAGUGUAACACGUUGCCAAAUUGGUGAGAUUUUGCUAAGAGCCAACGUUACACUAUUUAUCAGAAAUGAAUUAUUUUUUGCUGCUCUAGAGCAGUAUUUGCCAGUGGUGCCACAGCGCAACUUCCUGUGUAAGCUACUGAAGAAUAAUUGAUUUCCGGGAAAACGUUUUAUCCAGGUGUGAAAAUAUAAAGUUUAUAAAUAAAUUAUUUGGAUCACUUGGAUCAGUGCAUAGACUUGCGCACUCAACAAUACCUGAUCCAGUAUUUGAGGCAGUAUUUGAGGUACUAGUAUUGGUAAUGGAACAACUCUAUUGACACCUAAACUGAGAAGAUGUGUACAUCUGUAACACUUUUUCUAUGCAUAUUUAUUAACCUCAUUUAACAAGGUGAAAAAGUGCUUUGAAAGUCACUACUAAUGUGUUUGCAGUGCUUACAUAAGUGUUUUUACGUGAGAACGCUGCAGUCAUGUUGAGUCUGAACAUUUUUGUAUUCAUAUCACAGUGGAAAUGGCAUUUGAAACCGUAUUUAAGCUUCACAAGAGACUAAAAGUUUCCUGAAAGUCAGAUGAGUGGAAUAGUUUUAGGUGGGCGUGGAGCUUCUUGAGGCAGGUUUUAUUGGAGGUUUUACAAAGCUGAUGAAUAAAUUCAACGCCACGCUGCAGACAUCUGAUAUUCUAAUAAAUUCAAUCAUGCAUAUUGUGUGGAAUCUGAUCAAAAUGCUGCAUUCAGAUGAGGAUUAGACCAAUAUAUUGACUUGGACUUGCUGUAGUGAGGCAAGAGGCUGCAUCAUACAGGAGGUGCUUGACUUUGGCUGCUAUUCAGUUUCUUUUUAAUGAAGGACCAAAUUGGCUCACUGUCAUCUGUUGACAGAAACUACUGACUUAAUUAAAACUUAGUCUACAUUUGUUCUUCAACAUUCUGCAAGAUAACAAGGGUUAUAUUGUUUGUACAACACUGUUUCCUCUCUGGCAUCAUCGGCACUGCCUUGCUAUAUCCAAGGGAGCAGUAACAAUAAAGCAUAUGUCUUUUUUUUUUAAAUAAAAGUUAUUAGUUUGAUGGCCCCAUUUAAUAAUUUAUCACUGAGAAUUUAUUGGCCAAAGUGGUAUCUGGUCACCGAUGAGUCACUGAUUCACAACCCAGAGUCAAUGCACAGUGAGUGGGUUUGCUGCAGCUUAUGUUACAGAGACAGAGUUUAGUGAAGUAACACCUCUGUGUGUAAAAGAGAAAAUGUUUGUUUGCCAACUGUGUUCAUUACUAAACAGAUGGGAACUAGACUGUAAUAAAUUGUUUGAAUUUU
Seriola dumerili (greater amberjack) is the source of this 2904-nucleotide messenger RNA. RefSeq names its product protein arginine methyltransferase 6 (gene prmt6). The record is from RefSeq and is a predicted model, not a curated record. Bases 77 to 1132 code for a protein of 351 amino acids. Gene Ontology annotation, biological process: peptidyl-arginine methylation. The transcript has a single exon. Lineage: Eukaryota; Metazoa; Chordata; Actinopteri; Carangiformes; Carangidae. Gene Ontology annotation, molecular function: protein-arginine N-methyltransferase activity.